CUCUCUUUCUCUCACUCACUCUUCCCAAGAACAUCUCGGCUCCACCGACGGCCAUGGUCGUCGACGCUCGCCACGAUUCGUGCACGGCAGACAUGCCCUCCUCCUCACAAUUCCCCGCCCUCGUUCCAGACCUCCUCACCGCCCUUCGAGCACUCAGAGUGGCAAACCCAAAAGCCACCCGCUCAACUGUCCACAUCUACCCCGCCACUCUCUUUGCCAAGAAUGCUGCCACAGCUAAAGACCGCCAGAUCACAAGCUGGAAGAUGACCGAGCACAUGUACUUCAAGAAGGACAACGAGUUCCCCACUCUGGCUCGAGGCCUCUUCACUGAAGUCGUCAAUGGCAAAGCCCAAGUGCCCCCAGCUGCCUUGCCAACCUUCGGACCCGGUCCGGUCAAGGAGCGUAUUGUCGCAAGGGGGUAUGACAAGUUUUUCAACACUGGCGAGAUGGCUUGGACGAGCUGGGAGGCGAUUGAGAAACACUCCGAGCCUCCCUACCACCUCACUCUCAAGUCUAACGGCUGCCUAAUCCUCAUCUCGGCUCUAUCCCCAACAGAGCUGCUGGUCGCAUCCAAGCACUCGCUGGGCACCACCACCGAGACCAGCUUGCGCGACGUCGAGACCCAACUCAACAAUGUCAAACUCGACACCCCCUCCGAGGCCGCAACGCCCGCCGAGCCUUCCUCAAAAGCCCACGCCGAGGUCGGGCGCGAGUGGGUUGCGCGAACAUUGCAGCGUAGUGGAAAGACUACAGACGAGCUCGCCAAGAGGCUGUGGGACGAGAACCUCACCGCGGUCCUAGAGCUCUGCGACGAUUCCUUUGAAGAACACGUUAUCGCGACGCCCGAGUACUGGACCGGCCUUCACCUUCACGGUCUCAACUACAACACCCCGCUCUUUGCCACCAAGUCGCCAGACGACGUCGCAGCCUUUGCCGAAGAGUUCGGCUUCAUCCCUACCAAGCACAUCACCCUCACCUCUGUGCCCGAGGUCAAGGCCUUCACCGAUGAGGUCGCCAAGAGCGGCUCUUGGGAAGGGGAAAUGAUUGAGGGUUUUGUUGUCCGUGCCACGGUCAAGGACACGCCCAAGACUGCGUCCAGCCCGCCAUAUCUUCCCGGCGCUCCAUUCUUCUUCAAGGUCAAGUUUGAAGAACCUUACCUGCUCUACCGCCAGUUCCGCGAGACAACCCGAGCCAUGCUCCCACUUCUUGACAAGAUCAGCCCGGAGAAGGAGGCCGACCUCUGGAAGAAGAUUCGAUCUCGGACACGGCGGCCAGAGGUCGGUGUAUAUGCCGAGUGGUGCGGACGGAAGAUGAAGGAAGCCCCGGGGCUCUUCAAGAACUACGAGCGCGGAGUGGUCCGUGUCCGUGAGGUGUUCCUCAAGUGGAUUGAGGGAGAGGGCAAGGCGGCGUGGGAGUCAGCUAAGAACGGGACGUGGAAGGCCCAGUCAGCCAUCGCCGCCGAGACUGCCAAGGCGGUCAAAGACGCGUCUCGCGCGGGUUUGCCCAAGAAGUGGAUUCUCGUUCCCGUGGCUGUACCGGGAUGCGGCAAGACCACCGUCGGGACGGCCCUUGCCGAUCUGUUCGGCUUUGCCCACACCCAAAGCGACGACAUCGUGUCGAAGAAGAGCACGGCGGGCAAGUUCAAGCAGAACAUUGUCGAGCUGUUGAAGACGCACAAUGUCGUCUACGCCGACCGUAACAACCACAUUGACAAGCAUUACACUGAGCUCGCCGGAUUGCCCGAUGAGAAGCAGUUCGCGAAAGCGCUCAAGCCCUACGACGUUCGACUCGUCGCCAUCGUCUGGGACAUUGAUGCGCAGCCAUAUCACCGCCUUCUUCGCCUCUGCUCAGAACGAGUAGUCAAGCGCGGCGAUAACCAUCAGACUCUCCGCCCUGAUCGGACGGUUGACGCCGAGCACGAGGCCGUGGUUGCCAACUUCCUUCACAACUUUACCACGCCAGAUGCUUCGCUCUUCGACAAGCAGAUCGUUAUCGGCAUUGAAGACGACCAGCGCACCUCAUUGGGCAAGGCCGUCGAUGGGGUCGUGGAGGUGUUGGGAUUGAAGCGUCCAUCGGAGGAAGAAAUCGAUGCGGCAUUGGCAGCGGCACAGGCAUACAAGGUGACCACGCCGUUCCACGGCAUGACGCGCAUGGGCAAGCCUGUACGCUACUUUGGCCUCGCCCCCGAGAUCGACAUUGACGAGGUGGUGGGAGACGCACUCCGGAGCCCUAUGCCUGCAGCGGCUGCCGAGUCUGCCACCGCGUUCAUCAAGUCUCUCCGCGAGAAGCAGCGCAUCACCGCCCGGCCUCACAUCACCCUGUCGCACGAGAAGAAUGUCAAGGCUGAGCAGGACGCCGCCGGGGAGGGUGCAGCUCCCGGGCCCCACGCCAAGGCUUGGGCCACGUGCAAGACGCUUGCGGAGAAGGGCAUCGCGCCGAUUUACGAGUUUGACGUGACGCACCUUGCGUGGGACGAUCGGGUGAUGGCGCUCGUGGUCAGCAACAUCCGGCCGCAGGGUGAGACCGAGAAGGAGCGCGACGACCAGCGCGAGGCGGGUCUGGAACUGGUCCUGCCGGAAGAGGUCCAGAUGAACCUGCACGUGACGGUUGGCACGCAGUCGGAGACGAUCUCUGCGUUCGAGUCGCGCAGUGUCGUGCGCGCUGCGCGGGAAGCGAUCGCCAGAGGGCAGGGGACAGGCGAGGGCGGCGAGGCGGUCGAGGGCGGCGGAGCAGUGCAUUGGGUGGCGGUUGGGCCACUGAGUGGGACAGGCCGCAUCCGGGGCAUGUAUUGAGGCAAGCAGCAUGUGCAUUGGGCCAUCCAGAGAUACCAUUCAUCAUCGAUCACUUCUUGUUAUGCAUCUAUA
Cutaneotrichosporon oleaginosum is the source of this 2864-nucleotide messenger RNA. RefSeq lists its product as uncharacterized. Gene Ontology annotation, biological process: tRNA splicing, via endonucleolytic cleavage and ligation. Lineage: Eukaryota; Fungi; Basidiomycota; Tremellomycetes; Trichosporonales; Trichosporonaceae. Gene Ontology annotation, molecular function: ATP binding; RNA ligase (ATP) activity. Gene Ontology annotation, cellular component: nucleus. The record is from RefSeq and is a predicted model, not a curated record.